Messenger RNA from Dentiscutata erythropus, 1383 nucleotides. The record is from the annotation of a GenBank genome assembly. NCBI's taxonomy places the organism in Eukaryota, Fungi, Glomeromycota, Glomeromycetes, Diversisporales, Gigasporaceae.
AUGUUUUCUCAAUACACAAAGGAUUUGUGGAAUCGGCCUCGAGGGUCUGUUUCUUCAGAUUCAUCACAAGAACCUGGUGCAUCUCUUUUUUAUUCUGUCCCUAAUCUAUUAACGGAUGCCGAAAUUCGUGAAUCCAUUUCUUUGCAACCUUCGCAAGUGCGAAAUUAUAAUCAAUAUGACGAUGGCGACGAACAUCUGGGAUCCGAUCCUGUUCCUGGAACAGCUUUCUUAGAAAAUUCAUUCUCGGAUAAUCGAAAUAUACAGGCCGCGGCAGCGAUCUAUCGCAACGUCCCUCCUUCGCCCACUACUAGAGUAUCUAGCGAUACACUGUCGGAAGGGCUACUUCCUUCAUCUUCGAUACCACCCCCGCUAUUAUCAGGUCUUUCACAUCGUAAAUUCAGAGAUUCGGCAUUUGCGGUUUUAUUUGUUGUCGGAUUAGCGACAUUGUCGUUAAUAGGCUUAUUUUUAUUAUUUACAACUAGCUCUUCUCCGUCAGGAGGUGGAACCCCUUUAAUAUGGGGAAUAUUAGUAUCGGUUCCAUUUAUAUUUGCGAUAAUGUUUAUUUGGACUGUUGUGGCAGCUUUAACUGGACCUCGUCAAGAAUCCGGAAAUCGUGAUCCGCAAGACAUUUUGCUUUUGGUUUUAUCCUUUAUUCCAUUCUUUAUUUCGUUCGGCUCUGUUAUAGGUUUAUACACUCGUAAAAAGGAUAUUGAGAAAACAAUAAAUAUAAUAGAGUUGGCUUGUGAAAUCUUUAACGCAAAUCACAGAAUGCUUGGCGUUUCGUUAACACUAUUAGGUGCUUACGUCUUGUUCGCAAUAAUAUGGUUGAUAUUUUUCAGUAGAGUGUUUUUGAUUGGUCUUACGGUUCAGACUUCAACAGAUGUGUCUAACACAAAAAUAUAUUUGCUGAUAUUAUUUUUUGUAUUUAUGUAUAUGUGGACAUCUGCUGUAUUAAAAAAUAUUCAAAAAGUAACCCUUGCAGGAGUUGUGUCAGAUUGGCGUGAACAAAGUCGUGAUGCUUCUAAAGAUACUUCUGCUUUGGCUUUUCAUAAAGCCACUACAAGCUCAUUAGGAUCAAUAUGUCUAGGCAGUCUCAUUAUGUUUACUGUUCAAUGCUUGCAAAAUAUGAACGAAUUUACGAAAAAGAAUUCCAAACUAAACCCGGUUUUUUAUUAUGCGGCUGCGUGUAUGUCCUAUAUUGACGGAUUAAUAGAUGUUCUGAAUAAUUAUACUUUGAUAUAUGUUGGAAUUUCUGGUGAAAGUUUUUGUUCCUCAGCAAUGUUUACCACAAAAUUAUUUCGUCGAAAUCUGAUCUUUGGACUAGUUAAUGGUAAGGCAUAUUUUCUCAUUCAUAUUGCUUUUGAUUCAUCGACUAUCCUAUAA